Vitrella brassicaformis is the source of this 1659-nucleotide messenger RNA. NCBI's taxonomy places the organism in Eukaryota, Vitrellaceae. The record is from the annotation of a GenBank genome assembly.
AAGACACUGAAGGCCCUCACACCACGCGAUGUAUAAUCUGUAUGCGGCUGUGCUGCUGGCCCUUUCCUCUGUCAGCCUGGUCAGCGGUGGCUGCAUCGACCGAGACCCCGCCGAGUGGCCGGUGCAGGACAUAUCGGAGCUGAGGAAAAGAUCAGAGAAGGAGCUGGCCGCCAUAUUCGCAAAAGGCACGCGCACGUGACGCGCACACACAGCGACCAACAACCCGCCAGCCAGCCAGCCAGCCAGCCAGCCAGGCAGGCAGCCAUCCGUGUGUGUUCUUGCGUGUGUGUGCGUGUGUUUUGUCAGGUUGUGUGGAGGAUGAGAGUUUUAUGUUGGGGACCAAGUACGGGGAGAUGAUCUGGGUGGACCUGCCGGAGCCCUUCCGGUCGGCCUACACGGGGCUGUUCAACCUGGCCUUCCAGGGCUUCUUCGUACAGAAGACCGUCUGCAAAGGCGAAGACCUCUACUUCUACUUCGUCCUGCUCAACCCGUUCGACGGCGGCAAGGUGUGUAGCCGUGCGAAGCGAAGCGAAGCAACACGACGAGGGCGACGCCGGCGGCAUGUUUGUGUGUGUAUGUGUGCCAUACAGGUGUUCAAGAGCCAGUAUGGCUGGUUCACUGCGAAAGUGACGAAGGGCCAGCUGCCGGACGAAAAGCAGCGGAUCGAUGACGCCCCGUCUUACCUGUUUGACUACCGCAUCACCAAGGAGGAAUGCCCAGAUCAAGUCUCGCCAUUCGGCCGGCUGGUCCGUGCAUGGGACCCACACACAGACACACACACACACACACAGAGAGGCAGAGAGAGAGAGAGAUAUAGAGCAGUGUGUGCCGUGUCUUGAUUGGUGGAUGUGUGUGUGUGCAGAAGUACCCCUUCGACAACGCUCCAAUCCUCAACACGGUUUUGGACGAGGGGCGGAUCGUGGGCAUCGACAAGGAGAACAGGCCCAUCAUACUCCUCCGCAUAUUCUUCGAAGUCAUGCCCGGCAAGUUCGCCCUGUGGGAACACGGCCUCAUGCUCGGCAACCCUCUCGACGGUGGCACCGCCUGACCCUACUGACCAAUUGAUGCCUGGAUGGAUGGAUGGAUGAACGAGUGCAGUGCAGCUGACACUUGACCAACACGGUCGAUGCAGCUGCUCGUGCAGGGUGGUGCUGAGGGGGUGGUGCGUGGGAGUGACAGUGACUACUAUCGUGAGACGACAAACGGGGCCUGACAUUCCAUUCACUGCAUCACAUGGGGCCGGUCUGUCUGUUGUGUACUAUAUAUAUGUCUGUGAGUGAGGGAAGCGAUGUGGGGUCGGUCUGCACACAGGCCGACAGGACGACGGUCGCACGAUUACCGUUUUCCGUUGCUGCAUUGCACAUUGCAAUGGUUGAGUUGAUCAUCCAUCGUCCGUGGCGGUGCAUUGCAUGGUGGGUGGGUGCGGGGGGCGGGAGGGGUGGGGGCACAUCACAUGCAUACAAACAUGUGGUGUUGGUAAUUCAAUUGAACAAAGACAGGACAGGCUAAUUCGAAAGCGGUUCAUUUCGUUGGGGGGCUGCUAGUGGUGAGGGAGGGGGGAGGGAGGGGGGGCAACCAUCCACAGCAUCCAUCCUGCUUAUCAUGCGCCGUACCUGUGUUACUGGGUGGUUGGUACUGUUGAUUUGUGAUGUUGCUGGU